This is a messenger RNA of Dufourea novaeangliae, 1602 nucleotides long. It is a transcript of the gene Dfd, whose product is annotated as homeotic protein deformed. Gene Ontology annotation, cellular component: nucleus. NCBI's taxonomy places the organism in Eukaryota, Metazoa, Arthropoda, Insecta, Hymenoptera, Halictidae. The coding region runs from base 1 to 1602 and encodes 533 amino acids. The transcript has 2 exons. Gene Ontology annotation, molecular function: DNA-binding transcription factor activity, RNA polymerase II-specific; RNA polymerase II cis-regulatory region sequence-specific DNA binding. Gene Ontology annotation, biological process: regulation of transcription by RNA polymerase II; anterior/posterior pattern specification. The record is from RefSeq and is a predicted model, not a curated record.
AUGAGUUCGUUCCUGAUGAAUCCAUCCGCCGGCGGUGGAUAUCAUCAUCACCAGCAUCAGCAAGCGGCUAGCGCUCAUCAUUUAGCCGCGACAUCCGUGAUGGUGGACCCGAAGUUUCCACCCAGCGAGGAGUACAGUCAGAGUAAUUACAUCCCGUCUACCGGUGCUGACUUCUUUCCUGCCAGCGGGGGUGGCCACCAUUUGAAUCAUCCUCAGUCCCAUCAGUUGCAGUACGGUUACCAUCAGCAUCAUCAUCAGGCUGCGUCCACUCCGUACGGGGCGUCGUCCGCUGUCCAGUUGAACGGCGGUUACGCCGGCUAUGGCGGCUACUAUGGACCGCACCAUCCUCAUCACCAAGUGCACGCCGUUCAUCACGCGAGUUUGCAUCCUCAUCAUCACGCGGUCGGCGCCCUGGCGAUGCCGCCCGAGGCCCAGCAACCGCCUCUCACGUGUCCAUCCACGAUGCAGAACCAGCAACAACCGCAACAACAGCCACCUGUGUCCGCGUCGACUGUCCUCGGCGCGACUCCACUGUCCCCUGGUAUUAUGCAGAAUCAUGUGCAACCGCCGGACAGUCUUCAGCAUCAUCAACCGCCCAGUCAGCAGCAACCGCCGCAUGAAACCAAUGCCUGUAGCCCGGUCAGCUCGAGCCAGUUGCAUCGCGAUAACUCGCCGGACCUUCAACAGCAAUCGGCGGCCAGUCAACAGUCCCAACACAUACAGAACGCGCAACAGCAGCAACAGCAACAGAACCAACAACAGUCGCAGCAUCACGUGGACGAUGGUUCCGAUCAGGAUGACAUGGAGGACGAUCAAAUGAUGGACGGAUCGCCCGGUAUGAUGGAGGAGGAGGACGACGACGAGGACAACGGGGAUCGAGUGAUUUAUCCGUGGAUGAAGAAGAUUCACGUUGCCGGCGUCGCGAACGGCUCGUAUCAGCCGGGAAUGGAGCCGAAACGUCAGAGGACCGCGUACACGAGGCACCAGAUCCUCGAGCUGGAGAAGGAAUUCCAUUACAAUAGGUACCUGACGAGACGGCGACGUAUCGAGAUCGCUCAUACCCUGGUCCUGUCCGAGCGGCAGAUAAAGAUCUGGUUCCAGAACCGUCGAAUGAAGUGGAAGAAGGACAACAAGCUGCCGAACACGAAGAACGUGCGCAGGAAGAACGCGAACGGUCAGACGGCGCCGUCCUCAGCGAAACCGUCCAAGACCACCUCCGCCGGUUCGAGGACGAAGCUCGCGACUGGGAACAACAACAGCCAACGAAAGAACAACAACAACUCCCCUUCGAGCGGGAUCGACAGCAGUUUGGACUCGAACGUCGGUCUGGACAUGGGUGAUGUUCAAAAAAAUCCGCAUACGAACGUUGUGCAUCCGAGCUUCCAAGGUCACCCGCAUCCCCUGGCUCAUCUACAGGCCCAGCUGAGUCAUCAUCAUGUGAGCGGUAUGAUGGAGGGACCUCCCGGCGGACCGUUGGGCCACAUAGGCUCCGGAAGUAUCAGUCCCCUCGCCCCUGCAACCAGUCCCACCGGAUUGUCCCAGGUCUCGGCGCCAAUUCCGCCACCGGCGAUAAAGUCCGAUUACGGGCUGACGGCGCUGUAA